AUGUCUAAGGUCAUGCUUGAGUGGCCUAGCUUCAUGGCGGAAUUAUGGGGCUUCCGCGAAGGUCUCAUCAUCGCCAAAGAUCGAGGCUAUACGCACGUUAUUGCUGAAUCAGAUUCGGAGGCCUUGGUGAGUAUCUUGGAGACGACCACUAAUGACGACUCCUUUGACUCGGCUUUGUUAGCGGAUUGUAAAUCUCUUAUUCGACUCUUCCGCGAGAUCAAGGUCAUGCAUGUCUUCCGGGAAGGGAAUCAGUGUGCCGAUUUCUUUGCUAAUCUUGGACAGACAUCGGCCUGGAGCAAUACUCUGCUUUACCAUCCCCCUGACGGCAUUAAGGAUCUACUGACCUGUGAUGCACAGGGAGCGGCAUCGAGCAGAAGCACCCACCUAGGCUACCCAUCAUUGCCUCAACAGAUCCGCAGCUCCUCGUGUCGGAUCGUGUACGUUUUUCGUGACCCCAAGGAUGUUUUUGUGUCUUUCUGGCACUUCUAUGCCAAGUUGAGGCCCAAAGACUCCUCUUCCUCUUCCAUUUCCUUCCCAGAGGCUUUCAACAAAUUCUCCCGCGGCGUCUCGCCUUUCGGGCCCUACUGGGAUCACGUCACAGGCUACUACAAAGCAAGUAUCCAAUCCCCCAACAGAGUGUUUUUCCUGAGGUACGAGGAUUUGAAAACAGACACUGUUUCUCAUGUCAAAAGGCUGGCGGAGUUCGUGGGCCAGCCUUUCUCUGAGGAGGAAGAGAAUGAAGGGGCGGUGCGGAAAAUCAUAGAUUUAUGCAGCUUUCAGAAACUGAGCAAUUUGGAAGUGAACAAAGAUGGGUCACGCCAGAGAUUCGUUUGGACGCAGGGGAUUCCUAUUGCAAACAACGUGUAUUUCAGGAAAGGCGAGGUUGGGGAUUCCAAGAACCACCUUUCGGAGGAAAUGAGGGAGUUUCUCGACCAAAUCACAGAGGAUAAAUUCAAGGAAUUUGGUUUGACAGCAUUUGGACGUGCUGAAGAAUGAAUGAUUCACGUAUACGAUUUUCUGUGCGCGCUAAUUAAUUCUGGUUUUUAUCUCUACACUAGACAAUUUAUAUUUCUACUGUAACAUUUUGAAUUCAUUAUUCAUAAAACUUUAUCCUUAAUUAUUAUAAAACUAGUUUUAUAUGCGCAUUGCGCGUAUGGGUUAA
Messenger RNA from Ipomoea triloba (trilobed morning glory), 1162 nucleotides. RefSeq names its product flavonol 4'-sulfotransferase-like. Gene Ontology annotation, molecular function: sulfotransferase activity; RNA-DNA hybrid ribonuclease activity; nucleic acid binding. The coding region runs from base 1 to 996 and encodes 331 amino acids. The record is from RefSeq and is a predicted model, not a curated record. Gene Ontology annotation, biological process: sulfation. NCBI's taxonomy places the organism in Eukaryota, Viridiplantae, Streptophyta, Magnoliopsida, Solanales, Convolvulaceae. The transcript is spliced from 2 exons. Gene Ontology annotation, cellular component: cytoplasm.